GUUAUAUUGAAAGCAUUGUCGGGUGGUGGUGGAUUGGAGCUGCAGUCGGAGUGGGAGUUGGAGAAGAAUUGUGAUUAAUUUUCUGGAAGCGGAGACCUCGCGGGUUCCGCAUCUCCCCCCACUAGGCAUCACAACAUCUCAGGCAUCCUUCUUCCUCGUCUCAUAUCUGUUCGGCGCUCAACGUGGACCGCCUGAAUGCGGUUGCCUAUGCACCGAGUGUCUUUGGUCCUCGCGCCAGCUGUUGGAGAUCGCUCCCUACUUAUGUUAAGAAUGCCCAUUCAGAUCCGGUCUGCGUGAAAGAGGGGCUCGUGAUCUCAAUCAACCUUCUUCGAUUCUCAAACUUCACCUAACACACCACGCCAUGGCUUCCCACAUUUCAGGCCCUAGUGCGGGAGGCAGUCCUCCCCAGGCUGUAAACAAGAUUACCAAGAUUGCCCAAGAUUAUCAGUACAACGCAGCCGUCCCACUCAAAUACUGGCUCCGGACCGCGGCCACACUGAUGAGAGAGGCCCAAAUUUACGAGCGCGAAGGGCACGACGAGCAAGCCUACCUACUCCUUUUUCGACAUGCCCAGCUGGUCCUGGUAAACCUGUCAAAACACCCAGAUGCCGCCAAAGAUGAGAAAGAUCGCAAGGCUCUGGUGGCUGCUGAGAAGGAGGUGCAGAAAAAUUUGGCCAAAUUGGAAGUUCUCAAGCCCAGAAUCAACAAACGAUACGAGCGGUACAUGCAGUUGAUGCGUGAGCGCGACUCCAGAAAGCUGUCUCUAGAGUUCAACAUGGCUCCGGAACAAGGCGAACGACCUGUAGAUCCCGCAUUGAGCGGUGUUGCAAAACCUCUGGAAGCUGGAGAGAACCAAGAUCUCGCUGUUCGACUGGCGCAAUCAGAACUCAGUCGCAGAGCUACUGUCCGCAGAACCGAAGAUGAUAAUCGGCGAGCGGCGGGCGUAUGGGGUGAUUGGGAAAGUGCAUUCAAAACGGACAAGCGGUCCGCCGACAAAGACUUGAGUCAACGUAUUCAGGAUAUUAGGUCCAACAUCGAUCAUACGCAGCCUGUCAGCCAGACCCAACGUGGGCAGAAACCGAUACUACGCGAAACUCCCUCCGCCACGAUGGCAUAUAACUAUCCUACCGUACCUCGUCAGCAGGCUUUAGGACCACCCAUCUCCUCUGGCCAAAUUGCCAUCCGUGACAAGAAUGCGGAAAGGCAGCCACCCCCGAUUCUACCACCGAAGGAACAUGCUGAGCCACACAGAGCAUCUUUCAUCGAUGGAGCAUCUGCAGUGGAGCCUCCGCCGCUUCCAUCAAAGAUUUCAGCAGCUCCAGCCCUGCCUGAGAAACUGCAAUCCUUGGAUGGUGGUGCCUCUACGCCAUCGAGCCUUAACCCGGCAAGUUACACCUUCAAGCCCUCCGCGUACCUGGAAAACGGUAGUCCACUGCGCUCUGUAUUUCUUCCCUCCAGUCUUCGGGAUCGAUUCUUAUCUCUGGCCGCUCCAAGUACCCGCCGGAACUUGGAAACCUGUGGUAUACUCUGUGGUACACUAGUUUCGAACGCGCUUUUCAUAUCCAGGCUUGUGAUUCCAGAACAAAUAUCCACCUCCGACACCUGCGAGACUACCAAUGAAUCAGCAAUUUUCGAGUAUUGCGACUCUGAAGACUUAAUUAUGCUGGGUUGGAUUCAUACUCACCCCUCUCAGACAUGCUUUAUGAGCUCGCGCGACUUGCACACUCAUUCCGGGUAUCAAGUGAUGCUCCCGGAAAGUAUUGCGAUUGUCUGUGCGCCCAGCAAGAAUCCGGACUGGGGUGUGUUUCGACUCACCGAUCCUCCUGGUCUGAAGACGGUUCUCAAUUGCACUCAGAAGGGAUUGUUUCAUCCGCAUGCUCAAGAGAACAUAUACACGGGUGCAUUGCGGCCCGGUCAUGUCGUUGAGGUCAACGGCCUAGAGUACGAGACUGUGGACCUACGCCCCAAAGAUGCGCGUAAUUGA
Messenger RNA from Penicillium pulvis, 1984 nucleotides. Its product is annotated as putative endosome-associated ubiquitin isopeptidase (AmsH). Gene Ontology annotation, biological process: protein K63-linked deubiquitination. Gene Ontology annotation, cellular component: membrane; endosome. Gene Ontology annotation, molecular function: protein binding; K63-linked deubiquitinase activity; metal-dependent deubiquitinase activity. The coding region runs from base 362 to 1984 and encodes 540 amino acids. The transcript has 2 exons. The record is from RefSeq and is a predicted model, not a curated record. NCBI's taxonomy places the organism in Eukaryota, Fungi, Ascomycota, Eurotiomycetes, Eurotiales, Aspergillaceae.